Molecule: messenger RNA, 2292 nt
Organism: Mustela erminea (ermine)
Lineage: Eukaryota; Metazoa; Chordata; Mammalia; Carnivora; Mustelidae
Gene: ZIC1
Product: Zic family member 1
Exons: 3
Coding region: 775-2118 (447 amino acids)
Biological process (GO): regulation of transcription by RNA polymerase II; central nervous system development
Cellular component (GO): nucleus
Molecular function (GO): DNA-binding transcription factor activity, RNA polymerase II-specific; RNA polymerase II cis-regulatory region sequence-specific DNA binding
Source: RefSeq, a predicted model, not a curated record
AAGGGGGGGACGGUGUCGUCCUUUCAAUUCAUUUAUCUGCAGGAAUGAUUGCUGCUAUCAGUCUCGCGCUCACCGCCCGGCUGAGGAGGUGAAAGUUUCUCCCCAGGAAGAUAAACCGCAAAAGACAAUAUUGUGCAUGAUUUGCGCCUUUUCUUUGGCUUUUUCUUUCUUUCUUUUUUCUCCCCCCCCCCUUUUUUCCGCAAAAAGCAGAGGGGGAAAAAGGAGAGUGAAGGAGCGAGAAGGCGAGCCUGAGAGAAAGGAGAGAGAGAGAAAAGAAAGGGCGAGGGGCUAGUGGAGAAGUAAGGAGGGGCAUACGGCGCGAGGCGGAGAAAGGGCGAGUAGUAGCGGCUCCGGCGCUCACAUUCCUCUAUGCUACAAAUCCGGGAGGAAGUUUUUUUUUGGGGGGCUGAGAUGCUCCUCGCCUUUGCCUGGGCAGCCUUGACGCAGGGUCCUCUCGGCAGAGACUGAGCGGCGAAAAGUGCGAACCGGGCCGGCGGGGUUUGCUUGGCGGGCGCCGGAGCCCGCCUUGCCUGCGGCCCGGAGCCGUCCGGCUUCCCAGCGCUUGGUCAGGCGGGCGUCCCGGCGCGUCGCGCCGCUGCCUGCGGGCUAGGACUUCGCGAGGUGGGUCGACUCCUCCUCCCUCCUCUUCUUCUUCUUCCUCUUCCUCCGCCUCCGGUUCCUCCUCCUCCUCCUCCUCCUCCUCCUGAUUUUCCCUCCUCGGCGGGCGAGGGUGGGGGGGGCGGGGGAGGCCGGGGCUCGCCCCGAGCAGCCACGAUGCUCCUGGACGCCGGCCCCCAGUACCCCGCGAUCGGCGUGACCACCUUUGGCGCGUCCCGCCACCACUCGGCGGGCGACGUGGCCGAGCGCGACGUGGGCCUGGGCAUCAACCCGUUCGCCGACGGCAUGGGCGCCUUCAAGCUCAACCCCAGCUCUCACGAGCUGGCCUCCGCCGGCCAGACGGCCUUCACGUCGCAGGCCCCCGGCUACGCGGCUGCCGCGGCCCUGGGCCAUCACCACCACCCGGGCCACGUCGGCUCCUAUUCUAGCGCAGCUUUCAACUCCACGCGGGACUUUCUGUUCCGCAACCGGGGCUUUGGCGACGCGGCAGCUGCAGCCAGCGCCCAACACAGUCUGUUCGCUGCUUCAGCCGGAGGCUUCGGGGGCCCACACGGUCACACGGACGCCGCGGGCCACCUCCUCUUCCCUGGCCUUCACGAGCAGGCGGCGGGCCACGCGUCGCCCAACGUGGUCAACGGGCAGAUGAGGCUUGGCUUCUCCGGGGACAUGUACCCGCGCCCCGAACAGUACGGCCAGGUGACCAGCCCGCGUUCGGAGCAUUAUGCCGCGCCGCAGCUGCACGGUUACGGGCCCAUGAACGUGAACAUGGCCGCGCAUCACGGCGCUGGCGCCUUCUUCCGUUACAUGCGCCAACCCAUCAAGCAGGAGCUCAUCUGCAAAUGGAUCGAGCCCGAGCAGCUGGCCAACCCCAAAAAGUCGUGCAACAAAACUUUCAGCACCAUGCACGAGCUGGUCACGCACGUCACCGUGGAGCACGUCGGCGGACCUGAGCAGAGUAACCACAUCUGCUUUUGGGAGGAGUGUCCGCGCGAGGGCAAGCCCUUCAAAGCCAAAUACAAACUGGUCAACCACAUCCGCGUGCACACGGGCGAGAAGCCCUUCCCCUGCCCUUUUCCUGGCUGCGGCAAGGUCUUCGCGCGUUCUGAGAACUUAAAGAUCCACAAAAGGACGCACACAGGGGAGAAGCCCUUCAAGUGCGAGUUCGAAGGCUGUGACCGACGCUUUGCCAAUAGCAGCGACCGCAAGAAGCACAUGCACGUGCACACGAGCGACAAGCCCUAUCUUUGCAAGAUGUGCGACAAGUCCUACACGCACCCCAGUUCGCUGCGCAAACACAUGAAGGUCCACGAAUCCUCCUCGCAGGGCUCGCAGCCUUCGCCCGCCGCCAGCUCCGGCUACGAGUCCUCCACGCCGCCCACCAUCGUGUCUCCCUCCACAGACAACCCGACCACCAGCUCCCUGUCGCCUUCCUCCUCCGCAGUCCACCACACAGCCGGCCACAGCGCGCUCUCUUCCAAUUUUAAUGAAUGGUACGUUUAAAAUCAGAAACAAAACACCGAACAAAACCCUAUUUAAGAGACUGAACACACACGUACACAAAAUAUUACUGAAUGAACCCUGCGAAUCAACACAGCCCCCCUACCCCUCCCCCCCGCCCCAGACACCGCAGUCCUAUUUUUUUUUAAACCUGCCAAUAGACCCAGGACCGAGUAA